GCGGCCCGUAGGCUUGCGUGUUUUCGGUGGACCAGCUGAAGCGCCAUUUUAGAGCUUUAAGGCUUUUUUUAAGAGAAGUAAAUCAUAACUUUAUGAAAAAUGAGGAUUUUUAGAUCGACAAGGAGACGAAAAUGAUAGUCCGCUGUAAGCCAUGAUAUUAUAGGGGGAGUUAUUUUGAUAAAGUAGAUAUUUGAGGGCGGUUAAAGAAGGGAAGGGUGGUUUUGGGGGUUUGUUUUUCUGCAUGUUUUGUUUAUGCGUUAGCUGGAGACGCAAAAACUUCCACAGCUCCACUCGGAUAUGGCCUCUUCUAAUCCAGACAUGUCGGAAGUGCCUUCGUUGGGAAUGGCUGGAGCAAUCAUGCCAAAGGGUACCAAGCGGUCAGCCAGCUCUGACUUUGAGGAUGAUGAAGGAAGUAAGAUGUUUCGAGGUGAUGAUGAUGCAGGCACCUCAAACGACAAAGAACGCUUUGCAAGGGAGAACCACAGUGAGAUCGAGCGUCGGCGGCGGAACAAGAUGACUGCUUACAUUACUGAAUUGUCCGAGAUGGUGCCCACAUGCAGCGCACUGGCACGAAAACCAGACAAGCUUACCAUUCUGCGCAUGGCUGUGUCGCAUAUGAAAUCUUUGGAAGGCAGCGGCAACACAAGGGCUGAUGGAGCGUAUAAGCCAUCCUUCCUUACAGACCAGGAGCUGAAACACUUAAUUUUGGAAGCAGCAGAUGGAUUCCUGUUUGUGGUGUCGUGUGACAGUGGACGAGUUGUUUAUGUCUCAGACUCAGUCACACCCGUCUUGAACCAGUCUCAGUCUGACUGGCUAGGAUCGUCUUUGUAUGACCAGCUCCAUCCAGAUGACAAGGAAAAACUAAGAGAGCAGCUCUCCACCACUGAGAACGCAAACAGUGGGCGGAUGCUGGAUCUGAAGACGGGUACAGUGAAGAAGGAGGGUAGCCAGUCGUCGGUGAGGAUGAGUAUGGGGGCACGCCGUUCCUUCAUCUGCAGAAUGAGAUGUGGUACUUGCCCCGUCGAGCCAGUGUCCAUGAACAGACUCGGCUUUCUGAAAGCCAGAAACAGGAAUGGGUUGGGCCCUCCUAAAGAUGGAGACCCUCAUUAUGUGGUUGUGCACUGCACUGGCUACAUCAGGUCAUGGCCUCCUGCAGGCGUUUCUCUUUCUGAAGAAGAGUGUGACAAUGGUCAAGGGAACCGUUUCUGUCUAGUCGCCAUUGGAAGACUACAGGUAACUUGUUGCCCAAGUGACAACAGUUUAAACCGGAUCAGUGUCCCUGUCGAGUUCAUUUCUCGCCAUAAUUGCCAGGGCACGUUCACAUUUGUAGAUCACCGCUGUGUGGCUACAGUGGGCUAUCAGCCUCAGGAACUUCUGGGGAAGAACUUUCUUGAACUGGCCCAUCCAGAGGACCAGGGCUUACUCCGAGACAGUUUACAGCAGGUUGUGAAACUGCGUGGUCAGGUUCUGUCAGUGAUGUUCCGGUUUCGAGCCAAAUCGCGGGAGUGGAUCUGGAUGAGAACCAGUUCUUUUACCUUCCAGAACCCAUAUUCAGAGGAGAUAGAGUACAUUAUCUGCACCAACGCCAAUGUCAAUAAAGCUCCAAAUCAGGAUGCCCUCUCCCCUUUGUCCUCCCCGAGGGGGGCACUGCCCCCUUCUCUGGGGCAGAACAUUCCCAACUGCCCCUCUGCCUCCAGCCCGGGGCAAAUGAGCAACAGGCAGUUGCAGCAGCAGCAGGCAGAGCUGGAUGGAGGUGCAGGAAGAGACGACAUAUUUGAGGCUGGACCGGUCUCUCUUCCUCAGGUUCCAGUGCAACCAGUAGGAGCUGUUGGUGUUGAUCCCAAUCAUUCUAAGGUUAUGCCCUCUGCCGCACCCCCUGCAAGUCAGCAGGUUUACCAAUCAGCUGCUCCGUUUAGUGCUGCAGCUCGACCCAGCGAACCUUUCAGGACCCCACCAAUGGCUCAGCAAAUUGCCCAGCCCCCUCCUUCUGCAGGUCAGCUCCUUGCACACAUGUCCCGUCAGAGUGCCCCUCCCUCUGGACCUGCAGUAAAUGGAACCAGCCCCAUUCAGGUGCAGACGGCUAACGCAGCGCCCCCCGGAGCCUGGCCCAACGCACGCCCUCCCUUCAGCUCACAGCAGGUGGGAGGACAGCCAGCAAAGAAUCAAUCACCUCAGUUUGCCAUGGGAGCCUUUAACCCUGCCCCUUCCUCCUCAUCAUCUUCCUCGUUUGGGCAGAUGGGUGGAGUUUCCGUCAAUGUUCCAUCAAACACCUCUAACUACCCUCAGCUCAGCAACCGCAGUAAUCCUUCUGCCAACAGUUAUAGCGAUGUCACUCAGGCAGGGUCUCAGUUCCCCUCCAGACCAGCAGAGGCAUCAGGCUGGCAGCAGUGGCAGAACCAGCCACACACGCAAAGCAAUGCAGACACACAUCCUCACAUACAGAAUAACCAGCCAGAGAUGUUCAAUGAUGUUCUGUCGAUGUUGGAUCAGUCUGCGAAUUUCAAUAGUGAAGAUUUUGGAGAAAUCCCCAUGUUCCCUCCCUUUGCUGAUUGAGCCGUCUUUUCUGUCAUCUGUUUUUUUUUCUCCUUUCAUCUGUAUUUUAAUUUCUUCAGUUUAAAUGACUACACAGCAACAAGAUGGAGCAAACAGUGUAAAGGAGGAACUGUUUAAAGCCAUAACGCAAGGAAAAAGUGAGGGAGACAAACCGAAAGUAGCACACGAGAGCACAGUCCUGCCAGGCUGAUUCUCAGCAGUGUUUGAGUUGAGAUUGCUCAGCUGUGGAAGUGACUCUGUGCUCAAACCACGCACAAGCAAACUAAAAGAGCACGACAAGUCCUACACACUGAGUUACUUUCCCUAUCUCUACCACCCUACAUAAUGCACACAGGCACUCAUUUGUGCACAGGUUCGAAAUUCAGGCUCUACUCUAGUCUCAAAAGUCCCUGAGAUAAGAGUGUCUGGUGAGUAUAAUUAUUGCACUACCCCCUUUUUUCCUAAAUAUCACACUAGGUUCUGAAAGUUUGUUCCCUCAGUUCAUGUUCUCACACUUCCCUAUUAGCAAGGAUGGACACCGCCUGUCAAAUGUUUGGUUACACUUUGAGUAAUGUUUUCACUGUUACUUUUGGUAAUGGUUUGAAUAAUUUUAGGUUUCACACUUGUUAAACAGAUUGAAUAAUAAUUUUUUUAAAGAAAGCUGCCAAAAGCUGAAAAGCUUGGUAUGUAAUGUGAAGUUCUAACCAUGAAAGAAAACCUAGUGUUUUAUAUAUUUAGAUUUUUUUUAAAGUGCUAAACCUUUGAAGGGUAGUGUCAUUAGUUACAUAACGGAGACCUGAACACACUUAAUGCACGCACACAUUUAGUUCCUCCUGUGUGCUCUCAUGAGAUUUUAUUAUUCUGUUUGCUCAGUAAUUUUUUUUUACAAGAACAAUGAUAGGAAAAGCAAUAAUUACAGGCAGGGCAUGAGUAUUUUUAAGCCAUUUUAUAUUGUUUCAUUAUCUAAUUAAAAGGCCGUACAGUAGCUACAACAUUGAAUGUAGCUAUUACACAGUUAGAGCCCAGCAGUCUUUUGACUAACUCUAGGAUCUACAACAACUCAAAUUUUUCCUAUAGUAUAAUUUACUCAAAACUCAGACCACCACCAGCACAACCAUUUUAUUUAAUUCUAACUAAUUUAGACAUUUUUAUGAUACUUAUAUUUUAAGUAAAGCGAUUGCUGUGUAAAAUCACAUGUUGAACCAUUUUGGAUGUUCUCUGCAGUCUAUAGAUGGUCAGGUCAUCUACAACUGGACCUUUUAUGGUCCAUUAUGGUAACAUUUAGGCAGAUAAAUUCUGCUUAAACUCAGCUGCACUCAGUAAUCCAAAGGUUCCUGCUUCAUGUUUUAUCCAGACCUCUUCUGUUUUUUUUUUCUUUCUAUUGAAUGUUUAAACUGUCAGCAUAUGCAUUUGGAAAAUGCAGAAACUGGCAUCAGUUCCUCUUUCUUGCAGUGGCGAAGGUGGUGUUCUGGUGUAUUUGUUGUAAUGUAUUUGUUUCAAACCACUUUGGUUUUCGUCCAGGUUUUUACAACGAUGUGAAUUGCAGUUUAUAAAUUACACAUAGAUUCACAAAUAUAUGAAAAUAUAUGUAUAUGAAAUGUUAAACAGGCGAAAGAGAAAUGUCUGGCUUUUUGUAUUAAAUUGUUAUAUUGUCAGAAAAA
Astyanax mexicanus (Mexican tetra) is the source of this 4193-nucleotide messenger RNA. It is a transcript of the gene arnt, whose product is annotated as aryl hydrocarbon receptor nuclear translocator. NCBI's taxonomy places the organism in Eukaryota, Metazoa, Chordata, Actinopteri, Characiformes, Acestrorhamphidae. The record is from RefSeq and is a predicted model, not a curated record. The transcript has 21 exons. Gene Ontology annotation, cellular component: aryl hydrocarbon receptor complex; nucleus; cytoplasm. Gene Ontology annotation, biological process: regulation of transcription by RNA polymerase II. Bases 298 to 2553 code for a protein of 751 amino acids. Gene Ontology annotation, molecular function: RNA polymerase II cis-regulatory region sequence-specific DNA binding; protein dimerization activity; DNA-binding transcription factor activity, RNA polymerase II-specific.